Molecule: messenger RNA, 1125 nt
Organism: Tribolium madens (black flour beetle)
Lineage: Eukaryota; Metazoa; Arthropoda; Insecta; Coleoptera; Tenebrionidae
Exons: 3
Coding region: 264-1052 (262 amino acids)
Source: RefSeq, a predicted model, not a curated record
AACUUUCUGGGCUCUCUCGAAAUGUCACUUUGAUUUUUUUUUUACUAAAUUGGAGAGUUGGCAAGCCGUUAAACAACUUGCCAAAUAUUUGCCCAACUCCACGUGUAACAAAGCCAUUUCUAAUUUCAAUCCAAGAUGAAAAAUUAUAAUCAAAUACACCUCCGCUUGUUGCCAAGCAACGAAUUAAAUCACUCACAAGUGGCUGUUAAACUUUUCUCUGACAUUUAACUAUCACUUGAUUUUUAUACUCAAACGACUUUUCAAUGGCCGCUUGCGAUUCUCUCCAACCCGUGGUUCUCCUAACUGACGUUAUGGAACCCAACGAUCGUCAAACUGAAACUCUUUUUGGUUCCACCACCCGAGCUUUGUUUCAAGUCGAACAGACGGAACCUUUGAACCUUUGUUUGAAUGGUACCGUUUUUGAAGCUUUCACCAUGAUCGACUGUUCGCCCAUAUCGGGAGAAAAUGGGAGUUUUAGCGACCAGAGCGAUGAUGAUGUCAUAUUUGUCAAGGAGUAUAAAUUUAACGGAGUUAAAAGGACCAAUGGACUAAAAGUGGCCACCAAGGGCACCCCACGCAGGAACCCGGUGAGGAAAGCACGAGUUAGCAGACGGUUUAAGGACGAAAAUGAGUUUAUUGAAAAUUCGGUGGAAGACGAGGAGGCUUUGGACGUUUCCGAAACCUGUGUGUCAAAAAAUGAAGAUUCGGAAGAUUGGAAACUAGAAUCUGUGCCACGAAGAGGCAAACCACGAAAAAGAGUGAUAAAUAGGAAAAUGCCUUUUAGACUAGGCAGAAAAAGAAAAAUUAACAGCGCUAAAGUCGAUGAAAAAAAAGUGCCUUUGAAAGAGUUGAAACUGCUUUUUGAAUCCAAUUUAUUAUUAUUAAGAGAUUACAUCAAAGACUUGAAAAUAGUGUCUAAAACUGCAAAAGAUCAAAAAAAUGAAGAAAGUGAUUUACAAAUUACAAACGCUGUUAAUAUGUUUAAACAACAAGUCAAAUUUUUGUCUAUUGCAAAGAAUAGUGAUGAAGAUUUAAUGAAAUUCUUAACAUAGUUAAAGCUAAAAAUGUGAUGUGUUAAAUAGAAUUGUUAUUUUUCAUUAUUCAAAAUAAUUUUUUCUUUAAAUA